CACCUACGUCAGUGGAGCUUCUCGCCCGCCGCCGUCGACGCUUGCAAGAAAUCGACGACGUGCGCCUCCAACGACUUGCGGCCGCCCCCUCCCCACCGCCGCGCACGCUAGCUUUCGAAAAAUAAAAGUAAAAAAGGCAACAGCCGCAGCGGGCAGAAAGCCCACCCCCCUACCAACGCAAAGCCUUGCGACACCCUCUUCCUCACCCAUCCGGCCCCGCCAGCCAGCCCAGCCCAGCCCAGCCCAGCCCGUCAUGUUCGGCCUCUUCAAGUCGGAGGAGCAGAAGCGCGCCGAGGAGGUGCGCCAGGGCGCCGUCGUGCCGUCACGGUCGGAGCGCAAGCGCUGCUGGGACUCGCGCGACGUCUACUUUGCCUGCCUCGACAAGGCCGGCAUCGUCGACCCGGUCAAGGACGCCAAGUCCGCCGGCAAGGCGUGCGGCCCCGAGACUAGCGUGUUUGAGCAGAACUGCGCCGCGCAGUGGGUUGCACAUUUUAAGAAGUACAGGGUUGCAAACUAUCAAAAAGAGCAGAGGCUAAAGGCCCUCGAGGCACAAGGCGCCAUCAAGAUGGACUCUAAUGUCACUUUCAAAUAGGCGCAACAUGUAGCCAUGAUUACCUUGUGACAACUCUGUGUAAAAGUAUAAAAAGAAAAAGGUUAUGACAAGAAAUCUAAAGUGGUAACCAAUGUACAAAUCACGAGCAACCUAUGCACUCGACGCCACCUAGAGACGGCAGCAUAGAUAAAGAUUACGAAAUAUUACCAAGACUCUACCGCAUAUGUACAUCUGUCUAUGAUAUACAAAUGCAUCUUUGCAUAUCUGCA
Gaeumannomyces tritici R3-111a-1 is the source of this 822-nucleotide messenger RNA. RefSeq lists its product as hypothetical. The transcript has 2 exons. Gene Ontology annotation, biological process: mitochondrial respiratory chain complex IV assembly. NCBI's taxonomy places the organism in Eukaryota, Fungi, Ascomycota, Sordariomycetes, Magnaporthales, Magnaporthaceae. Bases 254 to 592 code for a protein of 112 amino acids. Gene Ontology annotation, cellular component: mitochondrial intermembrane space; respiratory chain complex IV; mitochondrion. The record is from RefSeq and is a predicted model, not a curated record.